Molecule: messenger RNA, 2580 nt
Organism: Cotesia glomerata
Lineage: Eukaryota; Metazoa; Arthropoda; Insecta; Hymenoptera; Braconidae
Gene: GTPBP1
Product: GTP-binding protein 1
Exons: 9
Coding region: 407-2299 (630 amino acids)
Biological process (GO): translational elongation
Molecular function (GO): translation elongation factor activity; GTPase activity; GTP binding
Source: RefSeq, a predicted model, not a curated record
CGUUAACCGCAAUAUAAUUAUGACUUUUACAUUUUAGAUUUGAAGUUCACAUAAAUCUUGUAUGUGUUCUACCUUUCACUUAACACUUUUUACCUUUCUUUUAUUUUAUUUGUAGACUAAUAUUAUAUUAGUAACAUUAUUGGGUUUAUCCAAGCUUUGCGGAUUCUUCAGGCUACAUAUGUCGAUUGAUUGAUUAUUGAUCCACAUCGACGGAAAAAGGAUUAUGCUGGUGUUUUAUGUCAGUAAUGCACAUGUUCACUCGUGGGACAAUAUGCUAUCGGAAUAAAUUUCGAUAUAAAUUAACAAAGAUUUAUCGAAUACACUGUUAAGAAAUUUCAUUAAAAAUUUUUAUUUUACUGACAUAAAUAUUUAUAAAAAAGUAGUUUUUGAGAAGAAAUCAGACAAUAUGUCAGCUUUACCUUCACCUUCGGAGGUGGAAAUUAUUGAAAAUAAACAGGAGCCUAAUGUUGAUUAUUCAAGUAUCAGAGGAAAGGACGUACUUGUGAGCCCAUCUGAGCAUCAGUACGAAUUACUUCUAAAACGCUUGAAAGAACGAGUAGACGAUGGUGGAAGCGAAACAAUAUUUAACAUUGGUAUUGGCGAAGAUGGAUCGGAAGACGGACUGAAGCCUGACGAGUAUGAAGCAUCAAUUGCAACGCUGCAAUCACUAGCAGCGACAAUAGAGGCUGAUUGUGUACUUCUUCGUCAAAGCAAAGUUGAUCAAGGCCUAACGGGACAGUACCUCGUACGAAAGCGUCUAAAUAUUCAGGAUUUUUUGGAGAUAAGAGUCGCGGUGGUGGGUAAUGUCGAUGCUGGUAAAUCGACACUCCUGGGAGUUCUUACUCACGGGGAACUUGACAAUGGGCGAGGACUUGCGAGACAGAAGUUGUUCCGUCAUAAACACGAAGCUGAGUCUGGAAGGACAAGUUCCGUUGGGAAUGAUAUUCUGGGAUUUGACAGCGUUGGAAAUGUUGUGAAUAAACCCGAGCACGGAUCUUUGGAUUGGGUUAAAAUUUGUGAGAAAUCAUCAAAAGUUAUAACGUUCAUAGAUCUCGCUGGCCAUGAACGUUAUCUCAAAACUACUGUUUUCGGAAUGACUGGACACGCUCCUGAUUUUGGAAUGCUUAUGGUGGGAGCGAAUGCAGGUAUCGUCGGAAUGACUAAAGAACAUUUAGGUCUAGCUCUUGCCCUAUCAGUACCUGUGUUUGUAGUUGUCACUAAAAUAGACAUGUGUCCUCAAAAUAUUCUUCAAGAAAAUUUAAGACUACUAAUCCGUAUUCUAAAGUCACCUGGGUGUAGAAAAGUACCCGUUACUGUUAAGACUCCCGAUGACGUUGUCGUCAGCGCUACUAAUUUUGUUUCCGAAAGACUGUGUCCCAUUUUUCAAGUAUCAAAUGUUAAUGGUGAAAACUUGCAUCUUCUGAAGAUGUUUUUGAAUUUAUUGACUGCUAGAAUCACUAGCCAUGAUAAUGAACCUGCCGAGUAUCAGAUAGAUGAUACUUAUUCGGUACCUGGUGUAGGUACAGUUGUCUCAGGUACGACACUUAAGGGUGUGAUAAAACUAAACGACGUAUUACUGCUAGGACCAGAUCCACUGGGUCACUUUACGCAAAUCACCAUAAAGAGUAUUCACCGCAAACGCAUGCCGGUGAGUGAAGUACGAGGUGGUCAGACAGCAAGCUUCGCUCUCAAGAAAAUAAAAAGAUCACAAAUACGAAAAGGAAUGGUGAUGGUAUCUCCAGCUUUGAAUCCUCAAGCCUGCUGGGAGUUUGAAGGUGAAAUACUAGUGCUGCAUCACCCGACUACAAUAAGUUCGCGCUACCAAGCUAUGGUUCACUGUGGAAGUAUCAGACAGACCGCAUCUAUUCUAUCUAUGUCUCAGGAUUGUUUACGAACGGGUGACAAAGCUUUGGUGCACUUCAGAUUCAUUAAACAUCCAGAGUAUAUUAAACCGGGACAGCGUAUGGUUUUUAGAGAGGGACGUACUAAAGCUGUGGGAAAUGUUUUGAGAUUGAUUCCUCAUUCAAGUAUUACUCAUUCUAAUAAUACGAGGACUGGAAAGCAGCAGAAUAAAAAUAAUCAACAGCCUCGUGCUACAUCGACGUCAUAUGCAGGAGAUAAUAAUGACAACAGUGAAUCUACAGCUUCAAAACGGGAAAAUCUCCCACAGAAAAUGAUCUCUGGCCCGACAAAUAAGAGAGGAAAGGGAAGAAUGGGUAACCGUACCCACAACGCUAACUCAUCAAGCAUCCAACCACUUUCUGAGCAAAAUCGACCAGCUUCAAACUUUAAAAACUAGUGUACAAAAUUUUUUAUCUUUAAACAUAUUAUAUUAUAUAAUAAUAUAAUAUCUUCCAGUAAUUUCUUUCUACGAAUUACUAUUAUUAAUAUUAAUUAAUAUAUCAUUUUUCAUGGCGUACUUUAAAAGUUAGCUUUAACAUAGCGGUUGUUGUUUUUCUGGCACCUAUUAUAUUAAUAUAAAAUACUUUUGACUAAAUGUAAACACACUAGUAAUACGAUUGAUAAUAAUAAUAUAAUGAUAAUUAACGAUACUAUUGAUAAUAAAAUAUCCUUCAACUA